Molecule: messenger RNA, 2407 nt
Organism: Olea europaea var. sylvestris
Lineage: Eukaryota; Viridiplantae; Streptophyta; Magnoliopsida; Lamiales; Oleaceae
Product: NAC domain-containing protein 68-like
Exons: 7
Coding region: 767-2113 (448 amino acids)
Biological process (GO): regulation of DNA-templated transcription
Cellular component (GO): nucleus
Molecular function (GO): transcription cis-regulatory region binding; DNA-binding transcription factor activity
Source: RefSeq, a predicted model, not a curated record
GUAUAUGAAACAGUAACAGGUGAAGAGGCUGUUUCCUGGCUUUUGCUUUACCAGUCAAGGAUACUCAGAACAAAGGCGUGGCUGCCCAUGAGCUUUACAAAAAUCCUCUCUCUCUCUCUCUCUCUCUCUCUAUAUGUAUAUGUUAUAUAUUUAUCAUCUCUCUAUCUCUAGAGAGAGAGAACCCGUGUAUAUGGUGUUCUUAAAUUAGGAAAGAGUCUGUAUAUAGCGUAUGUGACACCUUUUUCUUUAUCUCACUGGCUUCCGUUAAAGUGUAGAGGGAAUUCUGCUGUUUUUUCAUAGCUAAAGCAGGUUUUAUACCUCUCUUCCACCUUCAUAAUUUCCUCUUUUUUCCUCUCUCUCUCUCUCUCUAUCUUGUAUCCCCUACUCUCUCUAUCCCUCACCAGUUCAUUUUUCUUGAAAAAUAUUUGAAUUUCCAGUCUUGAUUUCUUGUGGACUCACUGAUUUAUUAUUAUUAUUAUUAUUUUUUUUUUGUUUAUAAAACGAAUCUGUAUUAUGGGUAUUUCUUUACAUAUUAAAAACUAUUAAGGUUUUACUUGCUCAAUUUUGUGAUUAAUUUCAAGAAUUUCUGCUUGUAUACAUAUGAAUUAGUAUUUUCUUUGUUCAUUUAGUCCACAGAAUACAUGUGUAUAUAUCAACUGUAGAGACUUCAAUUCAGACAACAUAAGAAGAUUUCGUCCAAGGUAAGGUUUCUUAUGGAAGUUUGUCAGCCAAGUUGAUACCAAAUAAAAAGCACGUUUGAAGAGCCAUGAAUAAGUCUCAGUUGGGAUCCAUCAGCAGUUCUGAUCUCAUUGAUUCGAAGAUUGAGGAGCAUCGAUUAUGUGGAUCCAAGCAGUGUCCUGGAUGCGGCCAAAAGCUCGAAGGGAAGCCAAAUUGGUUUGGUCUACCAGCAGGAGUAAAAUUUGAUCCAACAGACCAAGAAUUGAUAGAGCACCUUGAAGCAAAAGUAGAAGGCAAAGAAUCUCAGUCUCAUCCAUUGAUUGAUGAGUUCAUCUCUACAAUUGAAGGCGAUGAUGGGAUUUGCUAUACUCACCCAGAAAAGCUUCCAGGUGUAACAAGGGAUGGAUUGAGUAGGCAUUUCUUCCAUAGACCGUCAAAGGCUUACACCACUGGUACGAGAAAAAGACGAAAAAUUCAAACCGAAUGCGACUUACAGGGGGGAGAAACCCGGUGGCACAAGACAGGCAAAACCAGGCCAAUCAUGGUUAAUGGAAACCAAAAGGGAUGCAAGAAAAUUUUGGUUUUAUACACAAAUUUUGGGAAAAAUAGAAAACCUGAAAAAACAAAUUGGGUGAUGCAUCAAUACCACAUCGGCCAAAAUGAAGAAGAAAAAGAAGGUGAACUUGUGGUUUCCAAGAUAUUUUAUCAGACUCAACCAAGGCAAUGCAAUUGGUCCGAAAAGAAUAGCACGAAUAAUGCCGUUGAAUUAGCAACUAGCAGUCAUCCAAAUAGGAAUAGUGACAGUCCUGUGAUCCGCUUUUCUAAGGAAAUAAUCCCUCCUCCAGAUGAAUUCUGUGGCGGCAGUGGUGGUGAUGGUGGCGGGGGCGGUGGCGGCACUGCUACCUCUCCUAUGUCUGGCUAUGGUACAUUAGAUAUCCAACAACUGAAAGCAGACCAUUUCAGCUUCCUUCCAUUUAGAAAACCCUUUGACGAGGCUGGGAUUGGAGAAGCUUCAAUUGCAAGCGAAGUUUCAGCUGCAGGCACGUGCGAUGAGCAUCAAAUGCCGCCACCUCACGUGACCAAUGAGGCUCAUGAGCAACACCAGAUUGCAACCGCAGCAUACCACAUCAGCAGGCCUUCACUCUCUAUAUCCGCCAUAAUUUCUCCACCACCUCUACAUCAUCAUACCUCUAUCAUUCUUGAUGAGGACUCCUUCCAUGUCCCUAGAACGAUUCUCCAAAAUCAAAAUUUUCAGCAGCAACAUCAUAAACUCGGAAGAAGGUCUGCAUCAGGAUUGGAGGAAGUCAUUAUGGGCUGCACUUCAACUGAUCACUUCAAGGAAGAUUCAUCCAUUACAAAUCCACAAGAAUCAGAAUGGUUGAAGUAUUCCACCUUCUGGCAUGACCCUGACAACCCGGAUCAUCAUGGGUCAUAAGCUCUGCAGAACUAACUGUGCAACUAUCACAGUUGGAAAAAUAAGAAAGAAAAGAGGACAAAUGGACAAGCAACAAAGGGAAAAGAAAGAAAAUCAAGAAAAGCUGCUUUUCCUUGCAGAAAACAAGACCCCCAAAAGCAACAAGAAUUACAAGAUUAUGAUUAGUGUAUCAUGUUUAUGGUAAUAUAAUUAUUUUCUUCUUAUAGUGAUUGUAUAGUUUGUUUCAUUACUUUUACGAAAAUCAAAUUAAUUUACAGGUUCGAGGUAAAGUGAAAAGAGACUAUUUUUUUAUUA